Pomacea canaliculata is the source of this 3726-nucleotide messenger RNA. RefSeq names its product protein phosphatase 1L-like. The transcript has 4 exons. Gene Ontology annotation, molecular function: cation binding; protein serine/threonine phosphatase activity. The record is from RefSeq and is a predicted model, not a curated record. The coding region runs from base 110 to 1192 and encodes 360 amino acids. NCBI's taxonomy places the organism in Eukaryota, Metazoa, Mollusca, Gastropoda, Architaenioglossa, Ampullariidae. Gene Ontology annotation, biological process: protein dephosphorylation.
CCAGUUUUUCCAAGACGCAUGACAACGCUAAUGGCGGUGUUAUGAUGUGGGAGUGUUGAGUGCACACAGACUCCUUUUAGAUGUUUAAGACGCAACGAUUACCUUAAACAUGACACUUGUGUCUGUGGCUAGCAGAUUUGUGCGAAUCUAUAUUUUGAGCCCUGAGGCAGUUGUGCUUGUUCUUUUGAUUUUUAUUUUAUAUAAUUCGGCCACUCACGUCAGGCCCCUUUGGAAAUUCGUCCAUCGAGCUGGCGUUCGACUGCAGUUGAAAUACCGCGGGCAGGACUACAAUCAUAAUAGUAACAUCAGUGAUAACUUUCCAGUCACGAAAGACAUUUUUGGUGACAAAGGUCGUGAAUCCUGGGAACUGAAGCGUGACAAUGUUGCCGUUUUUGCAAUACAAGGCAGACGUCCACAUAUGGAGGACAGGUUCAAUGUUAUUACAGACUUGGAUGAUACACGAACAUCCGUAUAUGGAAUCUUUGACGGGCAUGGUGGAGAGUUUGCAGCAGAUUUUGUGGAGAAGACCCUGUUCAAAAGCAUAGAAGUCCGACUAUUGCGCUCCUCACUAAAUGGAGUGGAAAAAAAUUUCAAGUCUAUCUUGACAGAAGAGGUGUUGGAGGUGGACAGACAACUCCUGACAUUGGCAAGAUCUACAAUGGAAAUAUCAGGCACUACAGCUCUCCUGGCACUGGUGAAGAAUGGAACGCUUGCAGUGGCCAAUGUUGGAGACUCACGUGGUGUUAUCUGUGACAAGCAUGGAAAAACUAUACCUUUAUCUUUUGAUCACAAACCACAUGAGAUGAAAGAGAGACAAAGGAUUCAACAGGCUGGAGGGUUUGUCAGUUUUAAUGGUGUGUGGCGAGUGGCAGGGGUGCUGGCAACCUCACGUGCUUUGGGAGAUCUACCCCUGAAAGAAAAGCGAUUCCUUACAGCUGAACCAGAUAUUUUGACCUUUGACCUAGAAGAGCUUCAGCCGAAAUUUAUGAUUCUUGCCACAGAUGGACUUUGGGACUGUUUUAGCAAUGUGGAAGCGGUGGAAUACAUCAAAGAAAGGUUGUCAGAGCCCCACUUUGGAGCAAAAAGUUUAGUACUCCAGGCUUACUAUAGAGGAUCAGUGGACAAUAUAACAGUCAUGGUUGUCAAUUUUCAGACCAAAAGGGCCAGUCAUGUUCGGAAAUGGAGCCGAUGAUUCUUGGUAUGCAUGUUCUUAGUCACAUUGACAGCAUAUUUUUAUGUAAUUGAUGGAAUAUGACUACAAUAUAUUUCUAUUACCCGCUUUCACUAGCCUCACCUGUUUGCUUCCCUUCUUCUAUUAGCUGCUGUACCAGGUUUUGGGAGCAUGGACAGUUAACUUGAUCAACAACUUGCUGAAAGGCAGUGGGUUUUUUCCUGCUUCUAUACCUUGGUAUGAGAUAGUAAUGCAUGUACUUGUUUUGUUGUUUAGAAGAAAGGUACCAUGACCUCAUGAUUUGCUACAGUGUAGCUCUUGAUUAAUGACAGUGAAGAUUGAUGGCAUUUUAUGAAAUAACACUUUUAUCAGUUUACAGUAGUGAUAAUUUUGAAAUGUCUUUUGACACCCUAAUAUUGAGAUUAGAGUUAGGGAGUUAUAUUGAGAUUAGAGUUAGCCACUAAAAAGGCUCAAGCCUAUGAACACACCCAUCUUGCUUCCCUUUCGGAUAAGGGCUUCAAACUUAUUGCAUGUGCACCUACAUGAGUGCUGUGCAUCUCAGUCAUAAUUGUUCCAUUUACCUGCAUCAUCAGUUUUCAGAAAAGGGUUGCAAAUGACUUUUGCAACUUUAUCUUGUCCUGAUUAUGAGGUAAGUAUACACUGAGAACAUGGUGGUAUCUACAAUUAGUUGUGCAUUUUAAAAAAAAAUUUAUUAACUUUUUUUGCAUUUAGGUCUGUGUUGAUCACCUGUCAAACCAGGUUUCUCUGAUACCUUCUACACCUGUGUGUUCAGGGGGUCUUGAAGGUAGUCACUCUUGUCUCAUGCAGAUUCUCCUUUAUAGGCUUGGUAUCAAAUCAGACAUUUUUAUACCUCUUCUUUUGCUUCUCUGGCCCCACUGUCUGUAGUGUCUUGUCUUGUCCCUUUCACUUUAUGCUGACCAGUUUUGAUGCCUUCAAGGCUGGUCUUAAGACCCACUUCUUUCACAAAGACCUCCAUUAGCUGGAGGAGGGGUCUCAUUAUCUCACCAUUUAUUACAAUUCUGCUGUUUUGUUUUCAUACUUUUCAAACUGUUCUGCAUUUGUUUUUCAUAGACAAUGAGUACUUACUUUAAAGGGCAGUAAUUUAAUUGGUGGCAAAAGCAUUGAAGUUUGUCAAAGGUAAGCUCUAGAGUUAGCUAUUAACAUACAUUAGUGUGGUGUACAUUUGAUUGUUAGCACAUCAUGACAUGACAAACUCAGCACAAAGUGUUUUUGGCCACAUUUCUUCAAGGCCUCUAAGAAGGCAUCCUACUUAAUCUAGGAUGAUUUUUCGCACAGUCCUGUUCUGGCAGACUUAAAGAAGUAACAGGUAUUUCAGAUUUAAGAUAUAGCAGUUUAUUCCUGUGAUUUGUUUUGGCCAAAUGGUCUACAGGAUGAUGUGUAAAUGAAGACGUGAAAAUGGCAGUCAUGGAAAAAUCAAGUGGUUAUUGUUGCACACUUACUGACAUGAACCCAUUCCCUGUGAUAGUUUCUCUUCCACAUAUUCCCCCCUUCCCCAUCAGCCCAGACAUAUGCAUUCCAUUUUGCACUUUUAAGCUUUCAUGCUCAUUCAGGGUGAAUGUAAAAAUGGCAAAACGCUGUAGAUUUCACUUAAAAAUUUUGGGUUGUAGAUUUGGAGCUUGCAUUAGACAGUUUCUCUUGGGAUGUCACGAACAUCAUACACCUUCCAAUACUUGCAUAAAAUUUUUGAUGUACAUCUUUACCACAAAUAAUGUUGAUUGAGGUCCUUUUGCUUAUCAUGUGUUCUUGUCAUAAUAGUUAAAAUUUCAGCCUUUUAGAAAAAUAAAAUAGUGAUCACUUCAACUCAGCAUAAUCGUUUUAUUACUUUCUUCUGGAUCGGUUGGGUAGAUAUUCUGAUGCCAGGUCAGGUAAAGGCUUCAGAGCAAAAAGUAUUGACAGUGCAAGAAAUUCAUCAGCCCAGUGUGUUUCUUUUUUUUUUUUUUUUUUUUGCAUGUCAGCAUUUUUUCCACCCAUCAGGAUGAAACAAUCCAUGACAGCUUGAAGUAGCUGACUUGAUCACCCAUAACUGACCUUAAUGUCUCACCAAACUGCAUUUCUGAAAACCAUUCCUCAUCAACCUAUCGUGAGCAAAUGUAACAGCAAAUAGGCAGCAGCUGAGGAAUUUCUGAAUUAUGCAGAUGUACAUUUGGCUUUUUUUUCUUUUACCUCAAGUUGCAAUUGCCAUUUUUAUCAAUUUAUGAUUAUCGAAAGCUAUUUGAAGUCUUGUAAUCAAGAUUUAGUAUGUUCAGGGUCAGAUCAAGAAAUGGCCGUUAUGAAUUGAAUUAGGUAUUUAUGAAAAAUUCUUGAGCUCUUUUAAAAAAAAAUGGAUGUACAAAAUAGGUCGCUGAGGAAUGGGUCAACAUAUUUAGUUGUACUAGGUAUAUGCCAGUUAUUUUUUUACCUUAAGUAUUAUAAGGCUGUGUACAUGUGUAUUAUAUCUGGAUUUCAUCGUUGCAACAUUUUAAUUGAACCUCCAUCUUGUGGCACAGGGUCCAGAUUAAAGCUUUGGACAGUAA